Molecule: messenger RNA, 1091 nt
Organism: Rhipicephalus sanguineus (brown dog tick)
Lineage: Eukaryota; Metazoa; Arthropoda; Arachnida; Ixodida; Ixodidae
Product: E3 ubiquitin-protein ligase RNF113A
Exons: 9
Coding region: 34-1062 (342 amino acids)
Biological process (GO): snoRNA splicing
Cellular component (GO): U2-type spliceosomal complex
Molecular function (GO): metal ion binding
Source: RefSeq, a predicted model, not a curated record
AAGCUGAUCGUACCGAUCCACAACGCAGCAAUAAUGGCGUCAUCCGAGAGCACGAAAACUUCCGAGGAAUCGGAUAAGCCGGUGUGCACAUUUAUUAAGAGGCCUGGUUUCAAAAGGGGUAACCAGAGAAAGAGGAGAGGAAGCAGCGAAGAAGCCAGCAGUGAAGAUGAAACGAAGGUUGUGAAGAAGGAAAAGAAGUCAGAUCUCCUGAACCCAAUGAUACAAGGGACGUCAACAAAGAAGACCAAGACCUAUACACUUGACAGUGACAGCGAUGAUGAAAAAGGCAAGGUUGGGGUGUCAUACAAGUCUCGGCGAACUACUGAAAUGGAAGGACCUAAGGACAUGGGAGCCACUGCUGUCCUUGAAAUUGACACAGAAAAGAGCAAGGACGCCCAAAGCAUAUUCGAAAGAGCACAGCAGAUUAACAAGGAGCUGAAAGGGAAGGAGGACGACAAGGUGUACAGGGGAAUGAACAAUUACGUGCAGUACAUAACGAAAAAGGACACGGCACAAGGAAAUGCAUCGAGUGGCAUGGUGAGGAAAGGCCCUAUAAGAGCUCCUGAGCACAUUCGCUCUACAGUCCGGUGGGACUACCAGCCCGACAUAUGCAAGGACUACAAGGAAACUGGGUUCUGUGGAUUUGGAGACAGUUGCAAGUUUAUGCACGACCGAUCCGACUACAAGCACGGCUGGCAGUUGGAACUUGAGAUGGAGAGAAAUCAAUAUCGUGAAGAAGACACCAGCCGUUAUGAAAUCAGUUCUGAUGAGGAAGACCUGCCUUUCAAGUGCCUUCUCUGCAGGAAGUCAUUUGUAGACCCCGUUGUCACAAAAUGCAAGCACUACUUUUGCGAAAAGUGUGCCUUGAAACACUACAAGAAAACAACGAGGUGUUACGUCUGCAACGUACAGACCAAUGGUGUUUUCAAUCCUGCAAAAGAAAUAAUACAGCGGUUGAAGAAAGCCAAGGAGGAAGGUGUACAGGAAAGCGAGGACGAAGAGGAACAACAGAAGGAUGAACCACCACCUGCAGAUGACAAUGACGACGAUAGUGACGAUUGAACAAUCGGCGCUAAGGUGCACUAGUGGAA